CGUGGAAUGGAAAGGAAACUCCUAAGAGGAGGCUCGCACCAGUUCGGACUUGUCCGUGAGGCUAAACUAAUUUGCUGCGCGAGGGUAGUCGCCGGGUUAAAGCUUGAAGUGGGGUGACACGGGGCCGGGGCAGAUGGAAAGUCCAGGGGAUGAAGGGGAGAGAGUCAUCUGAUUCCGCGCGGUGGGAGAACAAAAUUCCGAGUGACCAGUAAAAAUGCCACCCGACUCGCCGCGUUCCCUUCUCCUCCGGCAUCCCCCGUCCUCUCCUAUUUUCCUUCACUUUCUCUUUCCGCUACGACUUCUUCCCUCUUCCCUCCCACGCUCCUGUCCCUUCACUGUCGGACCCUCGCUCCCUCACCCGGACUACCUUCUCACCCUACCUUAGGGCUAUUGGAAGGACUGUGAACUGGGGUAAAAGACUGCUCGUGGCUCGUGUCUCGUGCUGAGUCGCGAGGAGGACGGUGAUAGCUUAGAGACGCGCGGCCGUGUGAGGGUGGAUGUGUGGGGCCGCCUUUUUUAACGCACGUGUGUGCAGGUGCGUGAGACUAAGAGAGGAGGAAGUGCCUUAACGAAGAGAGACUUUCUCAGUGAUGGCACUUCCUAUCGGACACCCCUCUCUCUCUCUCUCUCUCUCUCUCUCACUCCUAUUCGUGUAGUUUCGCUUUCGUUUCGGAAAUUAUUGUGAAAUUAUAAACCAGUGUUAACACUUUUACGUCUACACCAAAGUUAUGAAUUGUUAAUGCGAUUGUAAUGUAAAACAUAAAUAAUCUAGAUGUUCAUGUUACAUAGAAGUUCAAAAAUUAAGUUUAAGUUAAAAGAAAUCUUGAAAUUGUAAAAAUAAAACAUUGAGGAAUCGAAGGAUACAUGAGGAACCAAUAGAACCUGGCAAGACGUCGUCCCUGACUUUGAAAGAGGGUGGCAUGAAGUAAGGGGUGAGUUUGCUGGGGGGACUAGAAGCGAGGGUGUGAGGGCGGUAGCGGGGAUUGGGGGUUGAAUCAGCGCGGGGGUGUAUGGGGGAAUUAGUAGAUGGCCGUGGACAAUGUGGGGGAUACUUUCUCAUAUCAAGUAUGGCCGCCAUCGUGGCACGAUGGUCAAAACAAUAUGCGCAGUGAAUAAAGUGAUGUUAUCGUCGUUAUCGUCGCUAUUAUCAGUCACCAGUUUGCACCUCAUUCAAUGAAAACGAUUUAUCACUUUAUCAACGGUAGUUAUCAAAUGGAUAAUGAGAAGGAGCCGACCAAUCGCGAAUAUUUCGGAUUUCUUCACGUGGUCAAGUUGCCGCUGAUUACGAUCGUUGGUUGAUCUGGGAGGUGCGAGAUCGGUGGCCCGUCACGUUCGAGCAAGACAUCCUCGACGAUGGCGCACGAGGCGACGAUAUCGGAGCUGACGGAAUUGGACAGCGACGGAUCGAGUUGCGGGGAACGCGGUGACGCCAGGAAACGUCUUCGUUUCGACGCGGAUUCAAGUGGACCGAAGAAAAGGCGGAAACAAACGACGCCCGUGAGAUUCUCCUCGGCGUUGAUGACCGGUAUGCACGAGGAAUCGAACGAGGAAGAGGACGAGGACGAAGACAGCGAAGGUAAGCUGUCGCCGCAGUCACCUAUACCCAGUCAGUCGUCGAUCAGGGAUGAGAACCUGAACAACGAAUUCCGUUGCCAGUAUUGUAGCCAGUUUUUCGAUAGCAAGGAUACGUUGAACGUACACCUCGAUAACGAGCACGGUUCCGCGAAUAGUCAGGCGCCCGAACAAUGUCAGAGCAGGCCACCGAGCGCCGCGAUCAAACAGGAACCGACUCAGCAAUUGGACCAAUCCGAGAACCCGGUUAAUAUGCUUAGCGUGAAGGAUUUCGCGAUAAACUGGCUGGCCACCACCGGACCGCACGUGCAAUCGCACACGCAGAUCCAGACGCAGAACGAGGAAUCGUGGCCCGGGCCAGCGAAUCAAAUUCCCGCGUUAUCGAACCACCUGCAAGUGCUCUCCGGUUUCCCCGGCGCCUUGGCGCAAUACCUACCGAUGCCCGCGUUCCCUCUGACAGACGCUAACCCGAUCCCAAGACCAUCCUUGGGGCCAACGCCGAUCAGGAUCUUUAAUCCGGACGCGUACUGCGACCUUUGUAAUAAAGAGUUUUGCAACAAAUAUUUCUUAAAGACGCACAAGGCGAACAAGCACGGUAUUUAUGUCGAUUCCCCGGGACCCAGUUGCGCCGACAAUAACGCACCUGGACCUAUGUUCCCCAGUAGUUUUCCUAGCAACAUGGUCAAAUUGGAACCUCCUGCGACGCCACCCACGCCGACCGUGGCGUGUGACUUCUGUCAGAAACGCUUCAAAAACGAGGACUCGAUGCGUAAGCAUAAACAAAAAAUGCACAGCGAGCUAUUGGAUCAAUCUCAAAUGAGUCAGGAGCAGCCGAUGAAUAUGUCUCAGAGCGAAGAGGACAGGGACACGUCGAGGGACAGUUUGGGUGGUAUCGAGACGCUGUUUAAGCAAGAGUACGGCAUAGAACAAGAGGACGCGACGUACGUGCCGGCACCGAGACACCUAUCGCCACAUUCGGUUCAACAAGCAAGAGACUCCGGUUUCAACGCCGACAGGCUUCGCCGUUUAGGAGUCAUAAACCCGGAGGCGUUCUGCGAGAUAUGUUGCAAAGAGUACUGCAACAAGUACUUCCUGCGCACACACAAAAUGAAGAGGCACGGCAUCGUUGUUCAAGAUAGCGAGAGAUCGCCAAGUAAUCCGGGGUCCACGCCUACUUGGCAUCAAGUGCAAACCAGCCCACUGAACUUGAUAGUAACCGAGAAUCCAGGUAGCAUCGAGUCGAACGAACGAGCCGGCGACGAUUACGAGUGCAAACCGUGCGGAAUACGAUUUCAAACGUUGGGCUUAUAUCAAGCGCAUUGUCGGAAGAUGCACGAGGGUGAGGAGCAACACUCGCCGAAACAGGAGUGCGAGCUGGAAGCGGUCGACCAACGGAACGACUCGAUCUCGGAGGAUCUUCAAAAGUUGCAGACGAUGCUGCUUCAAUUGAACGGGCUCAAGUCUGGCAAGGGAUUGUCGUGCAACGUGUGCGGAAAAGAAUACGAAAGCAGAACCGCGUUGCAUAUUCAUAUGGUUACAGAGCACGCCGCGAUCGGCGAAGACCCGACGACGUCGCCUCAAGAAAAAUCACCCUCGACCGCGGCCACCGCGUUUUGCACCCUCUGCGGAAAAGAUUACGCGAAUCAAGAUGCUCUCAGGCGACACGUAGCCGAGGAGCAUCAGCCGGCGAUUUCGAGUGCCGCGAUAACCCACACCCCCGCCACCGCGGCAACCACGACUAAUUCGAAUUCAACGAGCCAGGCACCUGGCACCGGUGAGAGGAAAGUCACGUCAAUGACGCCCACAUCGAGCUAUUGCGAAAUAUGCAACAAGGAACUGUGCAAUAAGUAUUUCAUGAAAACGCACAUGCAAAGAAUGCACGGGAUCGAGAUCGAGAACGGAGCUCAGAUCGGGGGCGUGAUAUGCAACAUCUGUAACAAAGAGCUGUGCAGCAAGUACUUCUUGCGCGUGCACAAGCAUAACACGCACGGGAUCGUCGACGAAAGUACCGCCGCGAGCUCGGUGAAACAGGAAGGGCAUGACGCAACGAGCGCGGAGGAUGCUGCGCUGAAACCGGAGCAACUCGGCGAUCUGAGUCACAGAUACUUCACCCAUUUCACGGAGGUUUGCCCGAUUUGCAACAGGAGGUUCCGCAGCAUAAAGUGGCUGAAGGCUCAUCUGAUGGGUGAUCACGGGAAAACGGGCAUCGAUAAAUGGCGCGAAAUGGAGCAACACUAUCAAACAUUGCCGAAGCCGGCGAACAGACCGGUGAACACGAUGUCGAAGAACUCUCAGUCGUGUUCGAGCUUGAAGAUACCGAACGGUUUUGAAGUCCCGCAGCAGAUAAAGAACGCCGAUUACACCGGUUUGGGUAAUCAAGUACUGUCCAAUCUAUUGGGUUCAUCUUCCGAGGAUCCGCAGUUGAAAAGUUACCGGUGUUCGUACUGCAAUUUCACAACCACCGUGCUGCCGUUCCUCUUCCUACACGAGAGGUCUCACGUGAACUCCCGCGAGAGUUUCGAGGGAGAGAAAUCACUUCAGUGUCCGAUCUGCUCGCAGGGCUUUCAUCAGCCGGAGAUGUUGCAUCAACAUCUCCUCGCCUCGCAUCAAUUCCCCGCGUUACUGUCUCACUUCCCGCCGCCGGCGUUUAAUAAUUUAACCAUAGAACCGGAAAAGUCGAACGAGGCCAAAGAGAAACUCGAUUUAGAGACGAAGGAAGAUCGCAUAGGGAACAGUUCACAAGUCACUGCCAAUCGAAGUAUCCCGGACACGGUGAGGAGUCAACGACAGGAGGACACAGCGGUUCAGGUUACUCCUCAGGGUGUCUACAAGUGCGCACAAUGCGGUUACGCGACGACCAAUUUGAAUAGAAUUAAGAAGCACGUGAAGAAGGACCACAAAGCGAUCGGUGAUCCUACCGAGAGCGUGAUCGCCGAACUUAGCAAAACGUUGAGAGACGUCGCCAAUAGACACAAGAUGCCGGCCUGCUACGCGAUGCCGCAAGACAUGAACUCGAAUCCUGAUAAGACUAUCAUGCAACCGUUUUUGAUAGAAGAACAAGACACGUUGCAAGCCGGCGAGGAAUCCAGUUCGGAGAAACGAUUCGCGUCGGCUUUGGUCUAUCUGCCUGUUAAGUCAAGAAUCAGCAACGCCCUAACCGCAUCCUUCACCCUUAGCCCUGCUUGAAA
Ceratina calcarata is the source of this 4760-nucleotide messenger RNA. RefSeq names its product zinc finger protein 236. The record is from RefSeq and is a predicted model, not a curated record. The coding region runs from base 1354 to 4758 and encodes 1134 amino acids. NCBI's taxonomy places the organism in Eukaryota, Metazoa, Arthropoda, Insecta, Hymenoptera, Apidae. The transcript has 3 exons.